AUGCAGCAAAUUACAUACAAGCACCUCCCCGGCCCCGUGGGCGACUGCCUCAAACCAGCCAGCUAUGCCACUACGGCUACAGUUCCCGUAUCCCCCACCGCAUCCCUCGUCUAUACGACCGGCCAUAUCGGACUCCGACUCGACACCGCAGAGCUCGUCCACGAAUCGCUUGAGGCAGAAUUUAAGGCUAUUUUCACCUGUCUGGACGCGGCAUUGAAGAACGCCGGUGCCAUUCGCGGCCUCGCGCAGGCUUAUCGGUUUACAAGCUACCUUGUCCGAGCAGAGGAUGAGGCCGUUAUGCAGAGUGUGUUUCGGCGAAUGGCUCCUGGUCAUACGCCAACCUGGUGCAGCGUUUUGGUCAAGGAGAUCAAUGUAAAGGGGAUGAGUGCUGAGAUUGCAGCGGAGGGAGUGGUUUAUUCUGGUGAUUGGUGCUCUUGUACUUUGCCCUAUAAUUGA
Messenger RNA from Aspergillus chevalieri, 456 nucleotides. RefSeq lists its product as uncharacterized. The coding region runs from base 1 to 456 and encodes 151 amino acids. The record is from RefSeq and is a predicted model, not a curated record. The transcript has a single exon. Lineage: Eukaryota; Fungi; Ascomycota; Eurotiomycetes; Eurotiales; Aspergillaceae.